Macrobrachium nipponense is the source of this 767-nucleotide messenger RNA. Its product is annotated as crustacyanin-A2 subunit-like. NCBI's taxonomy places the organism in Eukaryota, Metazoa, Arthropoda, Malacostraca, Decapoda, Palaemonidae. Bases 46 to 630 code for a protein of 194 amino acids. The record is from RefSeq and is a predicted model, not a curated record. Gene Ontology annotation, cellular component: cytoplasm. Gene Ontology annotation, molecular function: pigment binding. The transcript has 3 exons. Gene Ontology annotation, biological process: response to reactive oxygen species; lipid metabolic process.
ACGGCCUUCAAGAGCAGUGUGCUGAAUCCCACAAUCACAACGAAGAUGCGGCGUUUUGUCUUCUUGGUUUCUGUCAUCGUAGGUUGUGUCAUCUGCGAGGACACUCCUGAUAUUCCCGAUUUCUUGGAGAAAGGGAUAUGCGCCAAAGUAGGAGUCUUCCCGAAAUUCGAUUUGCGACGGUACAGCGGACGUUGGUACCAGACGGAGAUCAUCAGGAACGCCUACCAGCCUUACACCAAAUGCAUCAACUCCUUCUACGAUUACUCGGAGCCCAUGUUCGGAUUCAAAGUCAGGACGGCAGGUUUCAGCCCUGAGGGAGAACACAAGAAACUGGAGGGGAAAAUCUACCCAACCAAAGACUUCCCUGCAAGCCACAUGUUGAUCGAUUUCCCCACAGUCAUGGGGUGGCCUUAUGAGGUGGUCGACACCGACUACGACACCUACUCCUGCGCCUACUCCUGCGUCGACUGGAACGCCUACAAGACGGAGUUCGCCUUCGUCUUCUCUAGGUCUCCUGAGAACAAUGGACCCGCUACUGCCAAGUGCAAGGCGGUCUUCACAAAGCACGGAAUCGACUUCUCUAAAUUCCUCACAGUUCCCCACACCGACGAUUGCGUUUACAGAGCCUAGGAGGUUGAAGCAAAUGACGUUUCAAAAGAUAAUGUUCUUCACUCAACAAAGCCAUCAAUUAUGAAAGCUCUUUAGGCUCAUUUAUGUAUAUAUAUAUUUUUUUUCGGAUAUAUAUUCAAUAAAAGUAUUUCGUUAUA